Molecule: messenger RNA, 2574 nt
Organism: Saprolegnia parasitica CBS 223.65
Lineage: Eukaryota; Oomycota; Saprolegniomycetes; Saprolegniales; Saprolegniaceae
Exons: 4
Coding region: 13-2514 (833 amino acids)
Cellular component (GO): nucleus; cytoplasm
Source: RefSeq, a predicted model, not a curated record
CCACAAACUACGAUGGAGUACGAAGGAGCGCGCGUGAUUCGCCUGCCGCCAUACCAGUACCUGCACGUGCUCGACACCAACUGCAACGUUACGCGCGUGCUCUCGGGCCCGCAGACGUACACGCGUCAGGACCACGAGAAGAUCGUGAGCGGCCCGAGCCUCAUGGUCAUCGUGCCGCCGCAGUCGUACGUUGUGAUCGAGAACCCAGUCGUGCGGUCCGAUGAAGGCACGGUCGUCGUCGAUGCGUACGGUCAGGCGAAGCUUAGCCAUGGCGAGCGCGAGAUCCGUGUCGCGGCACAAUACCCGGACCCGUUUCCUCUCUACGCAGGUGAAGUUCUCGUCGGUGCUGUGCAAAAGCUUACGGUCCUCGACAUCAACUCGGCGCUGCGCGUCCGUGCGAACCGAGACUUUGGUGGUCAUGCAGCCGGGGACGAAUGGCUGUUCCUUGGGCCUGCGACGUACAUUCCACGCGUCGAAGAAGAUGUCGUUGGCUCCAUGAAGGCGUCCGUCAUUCAAAAGAACCAAGCGCUCAAGCUUCGCGCAGCCAAGAAGUGCACCGAUUGGCUUGGCGCGACGCGCGAUGCAGGCGAAGAGUGGCUCGUGCGGCAGCCCGGCACCUACAUGCCGCGCGUCGACGAGCUUGUGCUCGACGUUCUCAACGCAACGAUCCUCACCGAAAAGACGUCUUUGCACCUUCGAGCGCUUCAAACCUUCACGGACAUCUACAAGGUCCAGCGCAAGGCCGGCGAGGAGUGGCUCGUCACGAGCAAGAUGGCUGAGACGCACGUCCAGGAUGUGCACGAAGAGGUUGUGUCGCACGUGCCAAUCACAACGCUCUCGAACCGGCAAUACGUCGUCGUUUUGGACCCGAUUGUCAACGGUGUGCAGCAGCUGGGCACACGCGAGAUUCGUCGCGGUGAGACGAGCUUCUUUCUACAGCCUGGUGAGAUCCUCGAGCACGGUAUCAUUCAGGACGUAUGCAUCCUUGGUGAUGACGAGGCAGUCUUGCUCCAAGCAAACGAAUCUUUUGUCGAUGACGGCGACGUGCAGCACCAUGCUGGCAGCAAGUGGAUGGUGUACGGUCCGUGCGAGUACGUGCCGCGUAUCCAAGUCAACGUUCUCGAGACGCGGAAAGCGAUUCCGCUGGACAAAAACGAAGGCAUCUACGUGCGCGACACCAAGACUGGCAAAGUCCGUGCCGAGACGGGCCAAACGUACAUGCUGCAGCCAACCGAGGAGCUCUGGGCCAAGCCUCUCCCAGAUGAGGUCAUUGAGCUCCUUCAACAAGACUCGUACGUCGAAGGCAGCGCCGUGGCCGGGCGCGGCCAGAAGGCGCGCGAUCCCACGCGCGUCGUGACGUUUGAAGUGCCGCACAACGCUGCGAUCCAGAUUUACGACUACUCGUCGACUCGGUCCCGUAUCAUGUUUGGACCGACGCUCGUGAUGUUGAGCCCUGAAGAGCAGUUCACGGUCAUGAAGCUCUCGGGGGACGUACCAAAGCGCGCCAAAGUCAUCUGCACGCUCUGCCUCCAACUCGGACCUGAUUUUAUGCGCGAUCAGAUCACGGUUGAAACCUCUGACCAUGCGCGGCUUCGACUCACCAUCGCGUACAACUGGCACUUUCAAGUCCCGACGGAGAACGCGGCCAAGAUUUUCUCAGUGCGAGACUUUACGGGCGACGCAUGCAAGACCCUUGCGUCGCGCAUCCGCGGUGCUGUCGCGGUCGAAACGUUCGACCAUUUCCACAAGCACAGUGCGAGUAUCAUUCGGACAGCGAUCUUUGGACUUGACGAGUCGACAGGCGAGGCCAAGACGCAGCUCAUCUUCGUGACCAACAACCUCGUGAUCACGAACGUCGACAUUCAGUCGGCCGAGCCCGUCGACGCGCAGACGCGCGACAGUCUACAAAAGUCCGUGCAGCUCGCGAUCGAGAUCACGACCAAGUCGCAGGAGGCCAAGGCCAAGGCCAUCGCAAUGAAGGAGGACGAGGAAGCGAAAGGCCUUCUCAUUACGCAGCAGCUCGAAAACCAGACCGAGGCGGAGAAGGCCCGGAAGCGGCUCGUCGAGCUUUCAGCGCAGUGCGCAGCGGUCGAGGCUGAAGGUGCCGCCGUUGCCUCCGCAAAGGCCAAGGCGCAGGCUGCCGAGAUCGAUGCACAGGCGGCUGUCACGCAAGCGGAGUUGCGUGUCAAGGCGCUGCAGAUUGAGCACGAGAGCCAAAUGCGCCGGCUUCAAGCCGAGCACACGCUGCAGAUCGAGCACACCAAACAACUCGCUGAGCUCGAAAUCCAAAAGAAGCGCGAGCUUCUAGCGAUCGAGUCCGAAAAGUUCAAGAGCAUGAUCGACGCCAUCGGACAGCAGACGAUCGUGGAAAUGGCGCGCGUCGGGCCCGAGACGCAAGUGAAGUUGCUGGCAUCGCUCGGGCUACAGGGCUACCUCAUCACAGAUGGAAAGUCGCCCGUGAACCUCGUCAACACGGCGCAGGAUCUCGUGCGCAACAUAUCGACCGGUGUGUAGUCCUCAAUAGGUAUAAUACAGUAUCGAGGGCUGAAUACAUGUUUCUUGCUUAUAUGCGAA